CUUUUUCAUUCUUUGAUUGUAAGACCAUCUGUGAUGACUUUAUCACACGUUUUUUGGAGCCUUUCUAUCCCUGCGUCGUCUUUUCUAGUCACAAACUUGUGACUUUUGUUUUAUUCAAAAAUGACCUUUAUAUAUUGGCAGUGUCGAGAGCAUUAGUUUAUUUACCGUAAUUUACAACAAUCGGAUUCAACCAAAAGAUAAAUCUGUUGAUUUUUACUUUAUCAUUAAAAACAAACCAAGUCACGUGAACAUUUGGAGAAUAUUUAAACCAUUUAAAAAAGCUUCCUUUGAACCCACAAGUACUUGCAUAAAUUCCCUUGAAGUAAGUCUCUUACGAAAAUCAAUUUUUUGUUAUCGUUCGACAAUUCAACUACAAAACCUAUUCUGAACCUUGAAAAAUUAUUUUAAAAAAAAUUCGUUACGUAAAAGAAACGUACAAAGUAUGAUAUGUGACACGGCGCCCAUUUUAACGGACUCACAUCCUGACAUGAGUUCAAACACCGCUAAAGACCUUAUGUUAAAAUCUCAACACAAUGUGAAACAAUUUAGUCGAGUUAUAAAAUGUCAUUCUUGUAACAUAUCAAAUUUGAACCAGCCUAAUCUUUUGUUUAAAACAUUUUUUUGGGAUGAGUUUUUCUGUCAAAGAUUUCCAAGGCAAUUAGUAGUCAAAACACCAGCAAAAUGUCCUUCUGGUGAAAAAGAGUAUGUUACCCAGGAUGUUAUUCCAAAUACAUGUAUUCGUGAUUUAUUUCAUGUUCCUACUCGUGUUGAAAAAACUUUGGUAUUAGGUUUUUGUAUUUGUUUAGAAUGCGUUUUGUAUGAAUUAACUAUAAUGCCAUUGCAGGCUUUAGUAGCCUUAUUUAAAUUGAGCGUGCUGUUUUGUUCUUGGAGUUUAUCGCCGUUUCAGAUAAAGUUUUUUCAACAAACUAAACAAAAAAAAUGCCUGGGCAAAUAUGUUAAAACAUCUAGUUUUUUUUUUAAAUAUUUGGUACAACCAUAUUCAAUAUUUAAUCCCUCAAAAUUCUUUUGUACGUGGAACGUUCAAACAACAUUAUCUCUUCCACAAGCCUGUGAUUUAACCCGUACACUAAUACUUAUAAUGGGGAUUUUUUUAUUCAACAAAUUCUUUGACGUAUCGGAUAUUUAUCAUUGCAUACGUGCACAAUCCUUCAUGAAGCUUUAUGUUAUAUUUAAUAUGUUAGAACUUUUUGAAAGAUUAUGGAGAUCUUUGGGAAGGGAUGCUAUUGAUUCCUUGAUGCGACAAAUUGUAUCGCUUUCUUUUGUAGAUUAUACAUCUUCGUCAAAACCAAAUAAAUUAUUUCAUACUUCAAGUUCGACUUUUAAUGACUCGAAUAAAAAUUUUCGUAAUUCUUGUUCUCCAGCAACUGCACCGUCAUCUUUGCUACCUGAAAAUUUUAAAACCACAUUUAAAUCCUUAACACAACAAAAAUCUUCUUUAAACCUUCUUUUUAACCAAAAUCCCGUAACAGCACCUUUCCCUUGCCGAAAUGUUGUUACAUUUUUUGUGAAAAUGUCUUUUAACAUGAAGCAGCACUGUUCUAAAAAUAUAUUAUCAGGUGUUUCUCCAUUUUUCUCAAUCGUAGCAAACUAUCAAAAAUUUAUUACUAUGGUUCUACGUUUAGUUUUUUCUAUUUGUCUAGUUCUUGUUUACGUUGUUGUACACUCAUUGAUGCAUCUUUUGAGAGCUCUCUUGUUAAAUAUAUCCAUUAACUCUUCGGAUUCCGUUAUGUUUCUUAUAGUAACCUCAAACAAUUUCGCGGAAUUGAAAUCAACAGUUUUUAAGAAGUAUUCAAGAACAAGUUUAUUUUCUAUCGUGGCGUCUGAUGCUGUUGAACGCUUUUAUUUAUUUGCUGAUGGCAUUAACGUUUUUUUCCGCUUAGCAGCUUCCAUAAGAACACCUUUGAGUUCUUGUUGGUCUGUGUUAGCCUGUAUUGUGGGAAUGAUUUUAUUAGAGUGUUUUGUUGAUUGGGCAAAACAUUUUUUUCUUUUGAAAUUAAAUUUUUUACCAACAAAUACACUCAAUUACUACCGAGAAGCUUUAUGGGCCGAUAUUCUUGUUUCAAGAGAUCCUGACACCUUCCUGCACGAUUCAACACAUCUGCAACAAUGGAAAGUACCUUGUCGCUCCGUGUAUUCGUUUCCUCAUAUUUGCUCAAGACGCUUAGGAUUUGUAGCUUUACCUUUGACGUCUCAACUCCUCUGCUUACUUCCCCAAUUUCCAUGGAAAGAAAAUUUUUGUACGGCUGCAUUUACAAUUUUUUUUUUAUGGUUUUGUCUUCUUUUACUUAAGCUUAUUGUAUCCAUGCUUCUUCUCUCUCUCGCUACCUUACAACGUUCAACUCUGACAGUUUCUACGCAUCCAGAAUUGCAAGAUUUAUGUCCCUUAUAACCAGAAAUUUCUAUUCUCGCUUGCAAUUUGUAUUAAAGC
Messenger RNA from Hylaeus volcanicus, 2449 nucleotides. RefSeq names its product transmembrane anterior posterior transformation protein 1 homolog. The record is from RefSeq and is a predicted model, not a curated record. Bases 443 to 2410 code for a protein of 655 amino acids. NCBI's taxonomy places the organism in Eukaryota, Metazoa, Arthropoda, Insecta, Hymenoptera, Colletidae. The transcript is spliced from 14 exons. Gene Ontology annotation, biological process: maintenance of protein localization in endoplasmic reticulum. Gene Ontology annotation, cellular component: endoplasmic reticulum membrane.